CACAUGCUCAGAAAUAAAAGUGUAAAUGAGAAAUGUACAAUUAUUUUUUAUAUGCAAAGUUUUCAGAGGAAUAUUUUUUAAUUAACUGAAGGAUUGGUUAUAAAUUAAAUCCAUUAGAAUUUGUAUUCAAUAAAUCAAUCAAUAAAGCGUUAUAACAAAUAUGUCAACAAUAACACGUGUGUAAUGGUAAACGAUAAAGUUUUCUUCUGAAAAUUCUUUAAUUUUUACAAUAAAAAUUUGGAACAAUUCUUUAGUAAAGCAUUAUCAUUACAUUCAAUAAGAUCAACAAUUGUAUAGAACUUUUAAUCAAAGAUGCUUGGACUUCGGAAUUUUUUGACAUUAUUAAAGGUUUCAUCUAGACAAACACUACCUCCUUUUGUCUUGCAAUCACCAAGAAAUUUAUUGCAUCAUUUAUUUCAAAACAAAAAUUGGUUUCAUCAUUCAAGUAUAAAAUAUGAUAAACCUGAAAUUAAUCAGGUUGAACCAAAACCAGAAGAAAAAGAAUUAACGAAACAUCGUGUUGGAGCUUUAGAAGGUAGAUUGAUGAUAAAAUUUAAAUGUAAAAAAUGUAGCACAAAGAAUACUCAUACGAUGUCGAAAUUGGCUUACACGAAGGGCAUAGUAAUUAUUUGCUGUGAUGGUUGUAAGAAUAAUCAUCUUAUCGCUGAUAAUUUAGGAUGGUUUGGAGUCAUUGAUUCACAUACAAAUAUUGAAAAAAUUAUGCUAGCGAAAGGUGAGAAGGUUCGGAGAAUAAAUUCAUAUGGAGAAGUAUUUGAAGCAGUUGAAACAACAGAUGCACCGAAAGAUUAAGAUAACAUGUAAUUUCAUAAAUUACAUUGUUUAUUGUUGUAAAUAAAAAUAAUAUAAUUUACGUCCUGUACAUAAGUAUUUAUAUUAAAUACAUUUUUAUCAUGAAAUAUAAGCUAAAUAUAAUCUAA
Chelonus insularis is the source of this 938-nucleotide messenger RNA. Its product is annotated as DNL-type zinc finger protein-like. The coding region runs from base 313 to 810 and encodes 165 amino acids. Gene Ontology annotation, cellular component: mitochondrion. The transcript has 2 exons. Gene Ontology annotation, molecular function: protein-folding chaperone binding; zinc ion binding. Lineage: Eukaryota; Metazoa; Arthropoda; Insecta; Hymenoptera; Braconidae. Gene Ontology annotation, biological process: protein import into mitochondrial matrix; protein folding; protein stabilization. The record is from RefSeq and is a predicted model, not a curated record.